AUGGACCUUAAAUCCGACAACAAAUCAAUGUAUACGUCAGAAAGUGCCUCAGAUGUUUUGGAACUGGGUACAGAUCAGGCUGAAAUUGAAUCAGCCUGUAUCAGUUGCGGAGGAAAGGGAAUAACGAGAAUGCUUCUAACAAAGAUUCCACACUUUAAUGAUAUCGUUGUUAUGUCGUUUGAGUGUAAAGAAUGCCCAUACAAGGACAAUGAAAUACAGAACGCAGCAUCACUCAGAGAUUAUGGAGUCAAGUUUCAAAUUAAAGUUAACAAUUUAAGAGGCUUAAAUAAUCAAAUUGUAAUAUCGAACACAUCGUCUAUUAAACUAACCGAUAUUGACUUUGAGAUACCGAAAAUAGAUAGAAAGGGAAUAAUAACAACACUGGAAGGACUUAUCGUAAACGUAACGAACAAUCUCGACGAGCACAUAAGAUCAGUGUGUGAAGAGCUAGUGAGAAACGAUCACCUGAAAGUAGAGUUGAGCACAGGAGAGUUGAAACCGGCGAGCGAAUACAUAGGCCAAUUGACGCAAAUAAAGGAUAAAUUGCUGCAAUAUUCCCAGGGACAAGAGGAGUUCAACAUAGAGAUUGAUGAUCCCAGUGGUAAUAGUUACAUAGAGGAGAACGAGAACGUUAAAGUAGUAACAAGUAAAUAUACAAGAACAAAUCAGCAACUUAAGGAAAUGGGAUAUUUGUACAAUGAACAGCAACUAGAUAAGGAAGAAUCGCAAGCAGAAGCUGAAGUGAACAAGAGGAGAGAGUGGGAUCUGAAUAAAUCACUGGAAGAUGAAGAUGUUGAAAAGGAAAAUUUGUGUUUGACUGUGGAUUGUCCAAACUGCGGUAAGCAGGGGAUAAAUCAAAUAUGUCAAGUUGUGGUGCCAGGGUUCGGAAACUGUAUAAUCAUGUCGUUUAUAUGUGAAUUCUGCGGAUCGAAGACGAAUGAGUUGAAGCCGGGAGGAGGCUAUAAGGAUCACGGGAAACUGUGGAAGCUUAGGGUGGAAACCGAUAGAGACUUGAACAGAGACGUCAUAAUAUCGGAGACGGCCUCAAUAAGAAUAGAACAGCUGGAUUUUGAAAUGACGCCAGGAACCAUAGGGAGCGUGUUCACGAGCGUGGAAGGAAUAAUAAAGAAGAUAGUGGAAAGCUUAGAGUCCUCGUACCCAUUCCUUAUAGGAGACUCAGUCUCGAACACAAACACAGAAAUAAAGGAGAGAAUAGAAGAGUUGAACGCACUGACAGAAGGGUGUAAGUUUACGCUGCUGCUGGAUGAUCCAACGGACAAUUCAUUUAUAUCAUCACUGAACACAGUAUCAGAAACGGAAGUUGAUGAAUUGGGAGACAGUAAGGAAGGAGGUGUUAAAGAGAUAUCGCAAAAUAUGCGAAAGGAGAUGCAAGUGGACAGUAAUUUAAGCUAUGUAAUAUACGAAAGAACACACGAGCAAAAUGAAGAAUUGGGAUUAAAUGAUAUAAAUACUGAAGACUAUUGA
This is a messenger RNA of Theileria orientalis strain Shintoku, 1485 nucleotides long. RefSeq lists its product as uncharacterized. The record is from RefSeq and is a predicted model, not a curated record. Gene Ontology annotation, cellular component: cytoplasm; nucleus. NCBI's taxonomy places the organism in Eukaryota, Apicomplexa, Aconoidasida, Piroplasmida, Theileriidae. Bases 1 to 1485 code for a protein of 494 amino acids. Gene Ontology annotation, molecular function: zinc ion binding. The transcript has 8 exons.